GGCAGGGCGGGAGCCAAGGAGCCUUAAGAGCCCGCCUUUCUCAAACAAAUAAAGGUGGUAGCUGCGGAGUCAGCGGGCGGAGCCAAGUUGACCGCGACUCAUGCUGUCGCGGGAACGCCGGAGGUGGAGCCUCACGUAGCGAGAAGAUGACUCGAAGUUGCUCGGCAGUGGGCUGCAGCACCCGAGACACCGUGCUGAGCCGGGAGCGCGGCCUCUCUUUCCACCAAUUUCCAACUGAUACUAUUCAGCGCUCAAAAUGGAUCAGGGCUGUGAAUCGUAUGGACCCCAGAAGCAAAAAGAUUUGGAUCCCAGGACCAGGUGCUAUGCUAUGUUCCAAACAUUUUCAAGAAAGUGACUUUGAGUCAUAUGGCAUAAGAAGAAAGCUGAAAAAAGGAGCUGUGCCUUCUGUUUCUCUAUACAAGGUUCUCCAAGGUGUACACCUUAAAGGUAAAGCAAGACAGAAAAUCCUCAAACAGCCUCUUCCUGAUAAUUCUCAAGAGGUUGCUACUGAAGACCAUAACUACAGUUUAAAGAGACCUCUGACAGUAGGAGCAGAGAAACUAGCUGAGGUGCAGCAGAUGCUACAAGUGUCCAAAAAAAGACUUGCUUCUGCAAAAAACUACAGGAUGAUCAAGAAGAGAAAGGGCUUACAACUAAUUGAUGCGCUUAUAGAAGAGAAGCUACUUACAGAGGAAACAGAAUGUCUGCUACGAGCACAAUUUUCUGAUUUUAAGUGGGAGUUGUAUAACUGGAGAGAAACAGCUGAGUACUCCGCAGAAAUGAAGCAGUUUGCAUGUACGCUCUACUUGUGCAGUAGCAAAGUCUACGAUUAUGUCAGAAAGAUUCUUAAGCUGCCUCAUUCUUCCAUCCUCAGAACAUGGCUGUCCAAAUGCAAACCUGGUCCAGGUUUCAACAGCAACAUUUUUUCUUUUCUUCAGCAAAAAGUAGAGAAUGGAGACCAGCGAUAUCAGUCUUGUUCACUGAUGAUUAAAGGUCUGUCUCUCAUGCAGCAGCUUCAGUGGGACCCCAGCAGUCACCAUCUGCAAGGGUUUAUGGACUUCGGUCUUGGCACACUUGAUGCUGAUGAAAUGCCACUCGCCUCAGAAACUAUUUUGCUCACGGCAGUGGGUAUUUCUGGUCACUGGAGUACACCUCUUGGUUAUUUUUUUGUAAACAGGGCCUCUGGAUAUUUGCAAGCUCAGCUGCUUCGUCUGACGAUUGGCAAACUAAGUGACAUAGGGAUCACAGUGCUGGCUGUCACGUCAGAUGCCUCAGCUCACAGCGUUCAGAUGGCAAAGGCACUGGGGAUACAUCUCGACGGAGACAACACGAAGUGUACAUUUCAGCAUCCUUCAUCUUCCAGCCAACAGAUUGCCUACUUCUUUGAUUCUUGCCACUUGCUUAAAUUAAUAAGAAAUGCAUUUCAGAAUUUCCAAAGCAUUCAGUUUAUCAAUGGCACAGCUCACUGGCAGCACCUUGUGGAGUUAGCAGCGCUAGAGGAACAGGAAUUAUCACAUAUGGAGAGAAUCCCAAGAAAACUUGCAAAUCUGAAGAACCACAUACUAAAAACGAAUUGUGCCGCCCAAGUCUUCAGUGAGAGCGUGGUCAGGGCACUAGAGUGUUUGCUAUCAUUAGGCCUGCCUUCUUUUCAGAACUGUGUUGGUACCAUCCACUUCUUACGCUUAAUUAACAAUCUGUUCGACAUUUUUAAUAGUAGGAACUUUUAUGGAAAGGGAUUUAAAGGACCUCUAUUACCUGAAACUUUUAAUAAAAUCAACCAUGUGUUAACUGAAGCCAAGACUAUUUUUGUUACAUUAUCUGACACUAGCAAUAAUCAAAUCCUUAAAGGUAAGCGAAAACUGGGAUUCCUGGGAUUUUUGCUUAAUGCCGAGAGCUUAAAAUGGCUCUACCAAAAUUAUGUUUUCCCCAAAGUCAUGCCUUUCCCCUAUCUCCUGAUGUACAAAUUCAGUCACGAUCAUCUGGAAUUAUUUCUAAAGAUGCUCAGACAGGUAUCAGUAACCACUUCUAACCCUACCUGCAUGGCAUUCCAGAAAGCUUACCAUAAUUUGGAGAUGAGACACAGAUUACAAGAUGAGGUCUUUCUAAGUGAAGUAAGCAGCCUUGACAUUUCAAUUGCUCGAAGGACAGACCUGGCCCUCGGGACAGUUCAGCGUGAGUAUGGUGUCAGCGUUAUAGAGAGUCUUUUUUACAAAGAGGAUAUUUGCCCAGACUGGUCUGACUGUUUGCUAAGUGAGGCAUUACUAGACCUGUCAGUUCGUAGGCGAAAUCUCACCUCUUGUGCUGGUUAUAUUGCCAAUAAGUUAUCAGCUCUUUUAACGUGCGAGGACUGCCUCAGUGCGCUGUACGCAUCGGAUCUCAAAGCCUCUAAGAUUGGAUCCCUGUUAUGUGUUAAAAAGGAGAAUGGUGUGCAUUUCCCUUCUGAAAGUUUGUGCCGAGUCAUAAAUACUUGUGAGCGAGUUGUGAGAACCCAUUCAAAACCGACAGUUCAUGAACCACUGCUUCCCAAACAGAGGGAAUGUUACCUUCAACAGAAAAUAUUAUAUGAGCUUUCUGGGCACAUUUAUCUUUUUGUAGAGUUAGAUGAGCAUCUCUUUGAUGGAGAAGUAUAUGCCAUCAAUCACUUUGUAAAAUUACUAAAGAAUAUCAUAAUCUGUUUCUUAAAGAUCAGAGCUAAAGAUAUAACUCAGUACUCCUUAAAACACCACUCAGAAAGAAUUGAGUUGAAAACUUUGUCAAGGAAAUACUGGUCAUCUUCACAGAAUUACAGAUGUUCAAGUUUUGCCAAUACCAAUAAAUUCAGACAUUUGCUAAGGAACAACAGAUACCCAUUCAAAUGAAGGACCUAAAAUAUAUUAACAUUUUUAUUAAAAAUAAUUGGCCAACAUUUUAAAAUUCAACUGACAAUAUUUUACAAAUUCUGCACAGUGGACAAGUUUGUGUUUAUGUCUUAGGAAUUUCUAUUAUGCACGUUAUCAAAUCUGCAUGGAAUUUGGUAGGGCUUGCAUUUCAGAGUUACCUAAAAAGUGAAAAGCGAGAAGUCAGUCAGAACAGACUAGCCAACAGGUGCUGUGUUUGAAUUUACCACUAUCCAACUGAGUAAUUCAACUGGACAUAUUUUAAAAACAAGUGAGAAUGGCAGAAACGAGCACAAUACUGUAAAACAAUUAUCCUCCAAUAAAAGUUUUAAAAGGUGAGAAUAAUGACAAAGGAGUUACUAAAACAUUGACUCCUUUUAUAAAGACUACAUUCCCAGAAAGAGAUUUGGUCUACAACUCUUAAGAAUAACACUUGAAAAAAAAAAGAAGACUGUUAAUCAGAAUACCUAUCAAACUGUGAAUAUAGUUUACUUACAUAUGAAAAUUAAGCCAAGUUAAAUACCAAACACUACCAAAAUCCUUUUGCUGGGGUACCUUUAAAUAGAAAUAAUUAAACUCUAUUAGGCAGAAGGUAAACAAACACAUGAGCCAUGAAAUGGACGAUUCCUUGUGCUACAACCAAGCUUGGAAAUGUUGUCUGGGGAGUAUGCAGGAGAUGUAAUUUUCACAGCCCAUUUGUCUGGACUUCAUACUACUACUUUGAAUAAAGUGGGUACUUGACUCCUAUUGGAGGAGCACAGUGCUCAUCAGAGAAUGAAAAGAAGCCUUUGUUUAACUUCUUCUGAAGAGGAUAAUAAUGAAACAUUUUCAGUUUGGAAUACUGUUGUUUCAUAUGUGAUAAAUCAGUUGGGGAAAAAACAGUCAGUUGGGAGAGUAUGAAAAAGUUUGUCUUAAUCAUAUAAUGAGAUUUUUCAGAAAUUUGGUAGAAGCUUAAAUAAUCUGAAGAUGAAAACAUACUAAGAACAAUUUUCUCUGUUCUCUCAUAUCCAGAUCUGAAAAGAUAAAAUAUGAUAACAUAUAGUUAUAUGUACUUUCAGAAAUGGUAUUUAAAUGGAAAAAAAAAUGAACACACACAUUAUUCACCUGUGUAUGUAAAAUAUCUCUUAUUGUCAUUAAUGUUCAUAGACUACAGUUAAUAUGAAGACAAAGUUAUAAAAGAUUAAGGACAGGUAAAACUUCAGUUUUAUUAAUUGAAAUUCUCCAUAAAUAGUAUAUUUUGAUAUAUUUCUGCUGGGUCUACCUCAAACAAAGGCUUCAGUUUUGAACUGUAACCAGAAUUGUCCUGUAUUGCAUUUUAUAAGGAGAUAUUUCUAAGAAGUCUGAAUACUGUGGGUUUGGUUUUGUUUGCAGUAGAAUGAGUUUAGAUGCACCAGGAUAAAUCUUAUUUAAAGGAAGCCUGUUUAUGUCACCACCUUUAACAUUGCUUAUAUAAAGUCAAGUUUUGUACUUAUUUUUGCUUAAAACUAGGUUCAUGUCUGUAGUGUCUUAUGUUCUCGCUGUUACAUCUGACCCAUGUUUUGUGUAACUUAUUAAAAUAGUGUUUUGCAUUUAUUUAAGUGCUGGGUAUAAACUGGACAAACCCUGAAGACAAGAAUUUUUCCAUCACUGCCACUAGCACAGUUAAUUGUUCUUGCCUUAGUGCGGCGUUCCAAGUCUGAUGUCAGAUUUACUUGAUAUGAUAUACUUCACAGUGAACUUUCUGUUCAUACUUGAUUAGGGUAAUUAACAGUUUACAGUUUCUACUCAGCACCCUUGUUCUUUCCCUUCUUCAGAGAAAACAAAUAUUCAGAAACGUAUCCUUCCUACUUUCAACAGAUAGUGCUGGAAUAACUGGAUAUACACGUGCAAAAUGUUAACUCUAAAUGGAGCAAAGACACAAAUGUAAGAGGUAAAACAACUCUUAGAUUAAAAUAGUGGAGACUUGGAUUCGGCAAUAGCUUCUUAGGACACCAAAAGUACAAGCAAAAACUUCAUCAAAAUGGGAAACUUUGUGCUUUAAAGGACACCCAUCAAGAAAGUAAAAGACAAGCUAUAGAAACAUUUUCCAAAUCAUGUGUCUGGUAAAGGACUUGUAUCUGAGUAUACAAAUAACUCAAUAAUAAAGGAUAAAACAACCCAAUUUUCUAAAUGGGUAAAGAAUACGAAGUUAUUCUUCAAAGGAGAUAUACGUGAAUAUGUGCUCAACAUCAUUAGCCUUUUGGGAAAUGCAAAUCAAAAUCACAAUGAGAUACCACUUCACACCCACUAGGAUGGCUGUAAUAAAAAAGAUAACAGGUAUUGGCAAGAAUGUGGAGAAACCAGAACCCUCAUACAUUGUUGGUAGGAAUGCACAUACUUUGGAAAACAGCCUAGCAGUUCUUCAGAAGGUUAAACGUAGAAUUGCCAAAUGACCUGGCAAUUCUACCAAUGGGCAUAUACCCAAGAGAAAUGUACAAAUUUUACAGCAGCAUUAAAAUAGCUAAAAAGUGGAAAAGUCCAAAUAUCCAACUCAUGAGUGGAUAUAUAAAAAAUGUGUUGUAUUCGUACAGUGGGUCACAUGGUAUAUGUUUUACAUUGUAACAAACUAUCUUUUGCUGUGAUGUACCAUGCAGUACAUUAACCAGAAAUAUAUGAAAAGUUCUAAUUCUCUACUUCCUCCCCAACACUUGCUAUUGUCAGGAUUCUGUUUUGAAUCAGCCGUUCUAAUGGGUGUGCCAUGGUAUUUCAUUGUGGCUUUCGUUUCUUUUUCUAAUGACUGAACAUCUUUCUAAUGAUGCUGAACAUCUUUGCAUAGGCUUAUCUGCCAUUCACUGUCAUCUUCGGUGAAAUGUCUGUUCAAGUCUUUUGCCUCUAUUUUAAGGAAGGUUGUUUUCUUAUUGAAAAGUUAAGAAAUAAAAACUAACAGUAAGUUAGUUAAA
Capra hircus (goat) is the source of this 5794-nucleotide messenger RNA. It is a transcript of the gene THAP9, whose product is annotated as THAP domain containing 9. The transcript has 5 exons. The coding region runs from base 147 to 2858 and encodes 903 amino acids. Lineage: Eukaryota; Metazoa; Chordata; Mammalia; Artiodactyla; Bovidae. The record is from RefSeq and is a predicted model, not a curated record.